AUGGUUCGUGGCACCAAGGUGGAUAUCCCCAACCCAUUCAAAAAUAAUGAGUACAAACCAAUAUUUCUUCUGUCAACUGAGCCAUCCAACGUUGUCGAACAAAAUGAAUUGAAUAAAAGAAUAUCAGAGAUUGAAAAGAAUUUGGAGGCUGUUGAAUCGAUAUUGAAUGAUUCGAGAAGUGUUAUUGUCAACGAAAAUGGUGAAGCUCACCACGGUCUUUCUAGAUCGCGCUCAUUUUCUUCACAGCAUAAUGGUCAAGAAGAUAUGCGAUCUAAAAUUAUCGAAUUGAAGCACCGUUUGUCAAGCCAGAAAUCGAUAUCAGAUCUUAGAUCCGAAAGUGACCUUAGUGGGUAUGGGAAGUUGAGACACUACAGAAGUACCAGUAUAAUUAGUGAUCGAGUAGAUCGUCAAAGCAAAUAUGGAGGUCUGGAUUAUAAUGACUACGUGUAUAGCCAGUCAAGAUAUGGAAGUGGCAAUUAUUCAGAAAGUAAUCUUGACUUGAUUUCUUUGCCAGGUUUCAAAUAUGAAUAUACCCAGAAAGACCAAGAAUUGAAGCUGAAUAUUAAUGCCCUAAGGGACAGGCUUAUUAGAAAAAGAAUUUCUGACACUGCCUUAUCCCUCAAGGCACACCCAUAUUUAUCAUCAUUGAACUCAAGGAGCAGUAAUCGUAUAUCCCCAGAGCCAGAACAAGCCACAUUGAGGAGCAGCAAAAGACUCUCAAUCAUAGAAGAUAGUUACGAGAAGUUAACUGGUUCAAGCAGCAACAAGCGUGAUAUCCAAUCCCCAGAAUCUCAAAGACAGACUGAAGAAUUGAAAAAGGGGCCAAGAAGAAGUCUAUCGUAUGGAUACUUGCGUUAUUCUCAGUAUACAAAUAAAUCAACCAAUGCAUUGAGUCCAACAAAAGAGGUAAUAUCCCCACAAAAAAGCGUUUUCAGUGAUGCCACGGAAAAUACUGCCAAAUCCGUCACUUCCAAUAACAACAACACCACCAAGUCUGAUAUCAGUUCCAACACCAGGGUGCUUCGAAUGGUCAAGAGUAUUGAAAGUAUGAAUGGAUCUCAGAAUUAUAAUAGUAAACUUGUGGACAAAGAGAAAUUAGCUAAACUUAACGAGGUUCGCGAUGUCCUGGAGCGGAGAGUUGAAAGCUUGAGAAAAAGACUUACCGCCGAUGGAUUCGGAGCCAUUGAUGAUGCUACCAGCCAAAGCUAUAGUGCAUUCAAAGCACAACGACAGAACCAAAAACAUAAAAGUUCUCCAGUAGUCUUCAAAAAUCCGAAGGCCAUGGAUGACGAAUUAGUGAGUAAGCAGGCUGAUGUCAAAAACAAAAUCCAAGACUUGAAACAACAGGUCUCCAAUAGACAAAGUGAUAGAUUGUCGAAAACAUCAUCUCAAAUUCUUGAUCCUAUGGCUCCUAGGGCGCCAAGUAGAACAAGCCAAUAUCUCAAAUCAUUGCACCAGAAUAGUUUUGGCGAAGAAGAAGAAGAAGAAGUUCAACAAGCGCAACAAGCUGAAAAUACAAUUCCUGAGAAUCAACAAGAUGAAUCCGACGAAAAUUUGAUAGCAACAAAAGAUACAGAGAAGUCCUUUGAAGGAGAACAAGAUGGUAAUAUGUACAACAACUUUGGGAAAGAGGCAUCAAUGGAAGAAUUUGUUGAGGACUCACCAUUGUCCCUGACAGUUGAUGCUAGUAAAAACGCAUCCAGUGCAAUUAAUACUCCUCACACCAGUGUAACUCAAACUACGGGUAUUAAUAACAGUGAUUCGGACCAAACACCUCGAGCUCGGAAUUCCAUUUGUUCCCGAUACUCCAUAAGUCAUGAAUAUGCAUACACUAAACCAGAUCUAAACACAGUGGCUCAGAAUUUGACAUAUAGAAGGUCAGCAUUUGCUGAUACAAUGGAUGAUGAUGAUGAUGACGAUGUUAUGAGUGGUAAUCAGUUGGAAGCUACUAUUGACGAAGAUGCUUUCAAAUCUGAAAACAUGGGCAAUGAUGGCGGCUCAGGUUACCAGAAUCUCAGAAUUUCCAUUGAUAAUGAUACAUUAUUUGAUUUACCUCAUGCAGCCGGUGCCAACCCGACUGAGGGAUUGGGUCGCAGACUUAGUGUCAAAGGAUACAAAAGCCAUGGGAAAUCACAUUCAAUUUCAAGUAAUAUUUCCGCUAUGGAAAGAGGCAGUAACGUGAAUGAGAAAAGAGCAUCUCAAUAUGGUGAUCAGCGCGGGAGUGCUAGUACUGGUGGAACUCCGGUAAUACAUAAGCAGAUUGAUGACAGCGAUAUUAUUAGCUCAUAUAGUGUUGAGGCAAGAGAUAUUUUCACUGCUGCUUCCGCCAACAAGACAAUGGCACCUUCUGACAAGUCUGAUUUGCGUCAUAAGCUUUCAACAAAAAGAUCAUUUAACGUAUUGAAACAGUCCAUUGUUGAGAGUAAUUAUGGUGAAGCCGCUGUUUCAUCUCCGGGUGCUACCAAACCCUCUAGAAAUGUUCAGCAUAAAGUGACAAGAAAAAAGCAGAAGCAAAAGUCUGGAUUUCUCAGACGUUUGGCAAGCUUGUUCAAGCGUGGAUAG
Messenger RNA from Saccharomycopsis crataegensis, 2562 nucleotides. RefSeq lists its product as uncharacterized. The transcript has a single exon. NCBI's taxonomy places the organism in Eukaryota, Fungi, Ascomycota, Saccharomycetes, Ascoideales, Saccharomycopsidaceae. The record is from RefSeq and is a predicted model, not a curated record. The coding region runs from base 1 to 2562 and encodes 853 amino acids.